Molecule: messenger RNA, 1835 nt
Organism: Magallana angulata
Lineage: Eukaryota; Metazoa; Mollusca; Bivalvia; Ostreida; Ostreidae
Exons: 4
Coding region: 119-712 (197 amino acids)
Cellular component (GO): membrane
Molecular function (GO): wide pore channel activity
Source: RefSeq, a predicted model, not a curated record
AAUAUUGCAGGUACUUACAAUUACGUAAUGAUCUCUUGUAUCAUUGAGCCGUUCAAAAUAACAUGCAAGGAAGGAAGUAAAGAAGGGACAUUUUUUAAAACUUUUAGUGGAUUGGCCGAUGGGAACGUAUACUUUGGUGAAGCCAAAGACCGGAUGUCCUCCAGGAUGGAUGGAGGGCUGGGGUCGCCAAGACAGUGAGGAUAAAGAUAAUAAAAAUUGGAUUGCCUACGACCAUCAUUUUAAUGGCAGUUCUGGAAGACAUUUUAAGUUUUAUUACUGCACACGGAGUGCUCAUGCUGUUAGUAGUGUAAAGAAAUGGCCGAAAGGAAAUUAUUGUGUAUUAAGACAUGGAGGAUCUUGUCCAUCAGGAUUUCAGUUCGGCAGUGUGUUCUGGGAUGACGAAGAUUCCAAAAAUAGCAAUUCGUACGGUGGGAUAUUACCGAGUGGUGUUUAUUUUUGGGACACACGUAUAAAUUAUUGUUGCAGAGAUGAUGGUCAAUUUGGAAAAAGAAUAAAACUUCCGACAUCUCACCCGUUUUACCUAUUGAGAUUUACCUCCCACUGCCAGCGGGUCAAAGGGAUGUACGUCAGGGAGGAAUUUGCCCGAUUUGAUGACGAAGACAGUAGAAAUAAAAACUCACGCUCUGGAAAAACUCCAAUGGCAGCUGGUGGACGCGACCACCAACUUCUGUACUGUUAUUAUUGGCGAUGAAUAAAAUUAUAUAAAAGUUUGAUCUUAAUUACUUUUAUUUUUAAGGAAUGUUAUGAUAUCAUUGAGUGUUCACGUCUUUUUAUUAUAACUUUGUUAUAUUAUUGCAUAUUCUUUUUAUCAAACAUUGAAAAUUUAGCUUAAAGUUCAUAGAAAAAGAAUUUAAAUCUGAAGUAAUAAUUCAUAAAUGUAACAUUUAGACAAGUAGAUGAAGAGUUUUUAUUAAAGGUGUAAACGACAAUAUUUGACCGACAUGUAUUUUUUCAAUUCUAUUAAAUUUUCAUCACUUAUAUUGUAUUUUGUAGAUACUGCAUAUACGUUUUUUCUCUUCACUUUAACUUCAGUGAUGAGAAUGAAUUUCAUUGUUAUUGAUACCUACUUACUGUUAUAAGUUUUCAAUUGAACCCUCUGAUGGAACCAUUGCAACAGAGUAUAUGCACUUUGAUAGAAUAGAACAAAGUUCAUUCUAAUUCUUCAGUUAAUCUUAUAUUAAUGAAUAUGUAUAUGACGACGGAGAAAAUAUCCAUUCUGAUCCAGGAUGUAGAUACAAUGGUUGCUUUUACAUGUAUCUGUUGUAAGAUGUCUUCUGUGAUACUACAGCAUUCAAAACAUUUUUAAAUUCUAAAUAAGUGUUGUUUUUAGAAGCUCUUAGUUUUCCAGCCUUAUUCUAUUGCACUAGUCCAGGUGGACAAUGCACUUGCUUCUCACCUUGCGACCAGAGUUCGGUCCCCGUGAUCGACAUUAGCAACAUGUGAAAUAGUGGAGUGACAAUACCAUGAACAUUUUGAUUUUAAUGUACCACCCCAACUUACGGUUAGUUUAUACUUUUUUAGGAAGACAUAAUAUCAACUUAUAUUUGUUAUCCGGUUGUAAACAUUCCAUGAUAAAAGUUUAAAAUGAUUAUAGUCAAAGACCAAUGAUUGUAACAUGAUCAACAAUUUAUAAAGUGAAUUAAUUUGAAAAAUUAGCAAUUUACCUAACAGUUUUAAACAUUUUAUAAAAUUUGUAAAUUGUAUACAUUGAUAUGAAACAAAAAUAUUUACAUAUAAUGUCUGUAUGCUUGUUUUUAUGAAUAAGCGUUUUUCUUCAGAAAAUUUUACUUUAAAAGGUAGAAAUGUAUUCAAUA